Pteronotus mesoamericanus is the source of this 4451-nucleotide messenger RNA. RefSeq names its product OTU deubiquitinase with linear linkage specificity like (gene OTULINL). Lineage: Eukaryota; Metazoa; Chordata; Mammalia; Chiroptera; Mormoopidae. The coding region runs from base 51 to 1121 and encodes 356 amino acids. The record is from RefSeq and is a predicted model, not a curated record. The transcript has 8 exons.
GACAGACCCACGGACCGAGGCUCCGCGCCUGUCCGCAGCGAGCGGCCGGCAUGGCGGCGCGGAGGAGCCCCCCGCAGGCGCAGCAGCCGGAACGGCCGGGCGCCCUUGCCGCAGGAAAUGACCAAGUUCACUCCUGGACACUAGUCACCAGCCAAGCCUUAGAUACUGCGUGGGGAAUAGCAAAGGGUUCCGUGAUGUUGGCAGUUUCAUUGCUGCUGGCCACCCUCUGCUACUUCAGGAGGCUGAAUUUACACUUAGGACACCGGCUAAAAUGGUGGAGUGGAUAUCUGCAAAGAAAAUUCAAAAGGAACCUCAGCGUAGAGGCGGAAGUUGACUUACUCAGCUAUUGUGCAAGAGAGUGGAAAGGGGAGACGCCCCGUGCCAAGCUGAUGAGGAAGGCUUAUGAGGAGCUGUUUUGGCGGCGUCAUAUUAAAUGUGUCCGACAAGUAAAGAGAGAUAACUACGAUGCACUAAGAUCCGUGUUAUUUCAGAUAUUCAGCCAGGGCCUUUCUUUUCCAUCCUGGAUGAAGGAGAAAGACAUUGUUAAGCUUCCUGAGAAACUGCUCUUUUCACAAGGUUGUAAUUGGAUCCAGCAAUACAGUUUUGGUCCUGAGAAGUACACAGGUUCAAAUGUGUUUGGAAAGUUGCGUAAAUGUGUGGAAUUGCUGAAAACACAGUGGACUGAGUUCAGUGGGAUUAAAGAUUAUCACAAGAGAGGAUGUAUGUGCAACAUCCUUUUCUCUAAUGCCAUCCUGGAAUACAAACUGUAUGAAGCUUUAAAGUUCAUCAUGCUAUAUCAAGUCACUGAAGUUUAUGAACAAAUGAAGAUGAAAAAGGUCAUUCCCAGUCUUUUCAGACUCCUGUUUUCCCGGGAAACAUCACCUGAUCCUUUGAGCUUCAUGAUGAAUCACCUAAAUUCUGUAGGCGACACAUGUGGACUAGAGCAGAUUGAUAUGUUUAUACUUGGAUAUGCACUUGAAGUCAAGAUAAAAGUGUUCAGACUGUUCAAGUUUAACUCCAGGGACUUUGAAGUCUGCUACCCAGAGGAGCCACUCAGGGAGUGGCCUGAGAUCUCCCUGCUGACUGAGAAUGACCGCCACUACCACAUUCCCGUCUUUUAAGUCUGGCGUGGACCGGAUACCCGCCAGUGACAGUAGUCACGCUGGCAAGUAAAGUGUUCUAGGAAAACCAAAGCUGGUGUCGCAGCCACUGAAGGAAUUAGGACCUUCUCCAGAAUUACAGGUACACUGGAUGCAGCAGUGCACACAUGGCUUUUUCUUUGUUUUUCAAUGAUUCCCUCCAAAGCAGCUGCACUAAUAUAUUUGUGGGUUCAUGGUUUGACCUUGUUCAUAAGAGCUACAGUCACUUCACAUAUGGGGGCUUUUAAGAGAAUGAGAACAUUUAAUUUGGACAAAAACAACAACAGGAAAAAAUGGAGAAGAAAACGAGUAGGAAAAAGACUAACCUAGAAAGAAUGAAUUUGUGUCUAACUUUUACAAUCUUUUUUAAGAAUCUUGCCUUUAGUUGAUUUUGGAUCCUCAUAAACAUAGCCUUAUUUUAUAAGCAUUACCUUUCCAGGAAUCUUUAUGGUAUCUUGAUUUUCUAGAACCAUUUGAUUAUAAAAUUAUAAAAUGAUGGAGGGUGGUGUAUACAUACACACAUACCUAUAUGUAUACAUGUAUAGUUUUAUAUAUACACAUAUGAACACAUACACACAAAUAAUCACUACUUUGUAAUGUACAAUUUGUUUUAUAUCUCUUUAUAUUUUUUGUUAUUGUUGCAUCUGGCCAGCUUAAUACAUUUUAUAUAGAUAAAAAAGAUAAAUUCUGUAGAUUAAGGUAAAUGAAUGAAAAUAUUAACUUGCGGUAUAUUAACAUGUGUAUUUAAUAUGUCAUGGGUAGAAUCAUGCCUGCCUCCCCCUUUCCCAGAAAUAUCUUACAUCUUAAUCCCCAGAAUCUGUGAAUAUGUUGGGUUAAACGGCAAAGGAGAAUCAAGUUGCAGGUAGAAUUAAGGUACUAAUCUACUGACCUUGUUUUAGGGAGAGUAUACUGAGUGUUCCAGGUGAAUCCAAUAUAAUCACAAGGGUCCUUAAAAGCACAAGGGGGAAUUGGAAGAGUGGCAUAGUCAGAGGGAAAUGAGAAAUCCAGAAGGACGGUAGAGAGAUGCAACAUGUUGGUACUGCAGAUGAAGGAAGGAACCACGAGCCAAGGAAUGCAGGCGUGGCCUCUGGAAGCGGGAAAAGGCAAGGGAAUGGAUUCUCACCUGGAGCCUCCGGGAAGGAACACGGCCCUGCCAACACCAUGAGUUUAGCCCAGUGAGACCUGCAUCACACCUCUGACCUCGAGGGCUGUAAGAUAAUAAAUAUGUGUUAAGUCACUAAGUUUGUGGUAAUGUGUUACAGCAACGAUUGACAAUAACUCAGGUGAACUAAUUUUUGGUUAUCUUUAUUUUGUAAAUACUUUUCUAGUUUAUUUUGGUAAUCUUUAUUUUGGAGGUACUUUGUUAAAUCUGUUGUGAAUUUCAAUAAAUGCAAACUAACUUUUAAGUUACAAACCCCUCUUAAGAACUGGCUUCCUUAAUGUGUUUGAGGCUGACGUUUUCUCACUUUUUUUCAAAUAGUUUCUACUAUAAAUAAAAAAGAGGUAUGUUUCCCUGGCCAGUGUAGCUCAAUGAAUUAAGUGCCAGCCUGUGAUCCAAGAGGUUGUUGGUUCCGUUCCUGGUCAAGCCUCAUGCCUGAAUAGUUGGUCGGGAGAGGCAGUCUAUCAAUGUUUCUCUUGCACAUUGAUGUUUCUCUCUUUCUCCCUCUCUUCUCUUUCUAAAAAAUAAAUAAAAUCACUUAAAAAAGGUAUGUUAAAUGCUGGUGUAUGAAAAUAAUAUUCAGACUUUUUAAUGAGGGUAAUCACCUGUAUGUACUACGAAAGGCAGGUGUCCAGCCAUGCAUUGUAUUACACCUUCUGUCAUUUUGUUUUCUGGUUGGAGAGUAAUGAGCUUAAACCAAGGGGUUUUGCAUUACUUUGAACACCGCACAAACAAACAGGAGUUCUUAAUUGAUCUCUGCUGACCUGUUCUGCUUGGUAGUGUCUAUGGUUUUGCACAACCCCGUCAUUUAAUCGACACUGUUGGCAGUUGUCCCCUUGACGCGUUACUAGGACCUGGAAAAAUGAACUCUACCCUUUGUGUUCACAAGCAGACAUGAUGAGAGCCCGCAGCAGGCUGUGAAUGAUGAUCCUAGAAUUGCUGCUCUGGACUUACGGCUCCAGUGCAGCUAUCCAGGUACCUACCUGGCAUUUGUAUAUUUCCAUUCACCUUGCAUCUCCUUACCCAAUGUAAUUAUUUCCACGUCAAUCCAGGAUUGUAGUAUAAUCCAGAUGUCCAAUAUAAGGGAAGUUUAGGUGACCACAUGGGUCAGGCAAAUCAGGUUUUACUUCAUCUCCAAGGUAAAAAAAUAGCCACAGGUAGCUUCUGGCUUCAUCCUAGGAACACUAUCCCCAUGGAUGGAAGUAUUUGUUACUGUUAUGUAUCAGAUGAUUUUUUCAUAUUUUAGUGAGAUCAGAGAAAGACCAAUUUAAUUUUGUCUAAGCUGGUUGGUCUUGGGGAGGAAACUAUUUAACUUCUGAGUACUCUGAAACUGGGCAUUCCAUCUUAAAGGAGAUAAAUCUUUUUAGGUUGAUAACUAACCUGAUAUGUGAAAACCUGUACAAAUUUGAAUAAAGGGUGACUAAUUUAGUCAUCUUAGUUUUAAAUAGCAAGUUGCUAAAGCUGUGUGAUCUUUUUAUAAGAAUGUGUUUCACACUGCUUAAGACUUGUUGCUGUGUAAAAUUUUAAAAUAAACUAUAUAGCUUUAUGGAUCUGAACUUUUAACAGUUUAUUGGGGUUGCCUGUCAUGAGUUGACUAUUGCUGCAUUACCUAAGUAUUGACUAUAUUUAGGUAUACUUUUCUCUCUAGCUAUUGUUUUCUUCAAAUUCUAUUUUCAUCACAAUGUUUUUAUGGUCAGACACAAAAUUAAGUGGGCCCAAACUGCACAGUCCCUUCUAUGUUAUCUGUUCAAAAUAGUCAGGUCUUCCCUAAAUUCACUUUAGCUUUAAUCCUGCCAUACUCCUGGAGGCCAAGAAAAUAAAGGUGUGUGGAUUACGUUGAUGCUUAAUAUCAACAUGGUUUAUAAAUAAUGGAAAAACCACUCACUCACAUAUUCAACAGCCCCUAGACUGAAGUGCCCCAUAGCACAGCCUAAAUUAUGCCAUACAUCUUCCUGUGAAGAUUGUAGGGUGUGUGUGAGGAAAUGAGAGCUUCAUGACGAAUGUGGCUCCAGCCAACACAGAUGAUUGGACUACACGUAGGAUGUAAAAUAACAUUCUUGGUUUUAAGAAAAUGAGUCUCUGUGUAUAAUUGAUCUCUUGGUCCUUAUACUCAAUUUCAUCAGAUCUUAGAUUGCUUUUUAAGUCAUGUUAAU